AUGUUUAUGGCGGAAAGAUGCGGCACAGAUAACUCUUUUGAAUCUGCGGGUCACGAUAGCAGCCCGUCCAAGAUUGCUAUCGUGGAUGUUGUUGGUGAGGAGGCUGGGCGCGAUGAUGGACCCAGCAAGGACUCAUCAGCCAGCGCUGGUCUGAGCCGCGGCCUCUCUGAAAGCUGCGUUUGCUUCUCCCACGUACCCGCCACCACGCACAUUGCCAUGAUCACGCUCGGCGGAGUCAUGGGCAGCGGACUGUUCAUUGGAUCGGGCCAGGCCCUGAAUGCUGCCGGUCCUGGCGGCUCCUUCGUCGCCUAUGCAAUGGUCUCCGUUGUGAUCUACUUCACCAUGUCGUCUCUGGGCGAGCUCGCCACAUAUCUUCCGAUCCCGGGCUCGUUCAACGCGUAUGGCGGGCGGUUCAUUGAUCCGGCGUUUGGCUUUGCACUGUCGUGGAACUACUGGCUGAACUGGGUCACUGUGGUUGCGUAUGAGGCCGGCGCCGUGGCCAUGCCGAUCAGCUACUGGCUGCCGAACGUGCACUUUGCCGGCUACGGCGAGGCCGAGUUCUGGUUCGCUCUGAUCAAGAUCCUGGCCGUGCUGAUGUUCAUUAUUGUGGCGAUUAUUGUUGCAUCGGGCGGGCUUGGCGGGCACCGGUACGGGUUUGAGCUGUGGCACUACAAGGAGGGCCCGUUUGUGGCCGGGUUCGGCGGUCUGAUUAAUACAUUUAUCCAGGCGGGCUUCUCGAUGCAAGGAUCAGAGCUGGUCGGUGUGACUGCGGCCGAGUCGCGCAACCCAUCCAAGCACAUUCCCCGGGCGACCCGGCAGAUUUUCUUCCGCCUCGUGUUCUUCUUUGUCCUGACGAUCCUGCUCAUGGGCCUGGUGAUCGAGUACGACGACCCGAUGCUGGUCAACCAGGGCGCCGAAGCCAGCCUGAUGUCGCCAUUCACGAUCCUGUUCCUGAAGGCCGGGAUCAAGCCUGCCGCACACAUCAUCAAUGCGAUCAUGGUGAUUUCCAGCAUCUCGGCCUGCAGCUCCGGCAUGUACGCCGCGUGCCGCACCACCCACCUGAUGGCGACGCAGGGCAUGGCGCCCAGGAUCCUGGGCCGCACGACGCGCCGUGGUGUGCCGCUUCUCGCCCUUACUUUCUGCAUCUUGUUCACGUUCUUCCUGUGGGCGUUCAAUUUCGUUGGCCAGGGAGUCGUGUUUGACUUUUUGACCGGCAUCUCGGGUGUCACCGGGUACCUGGCGUGGGCGGCGAUCUGCAUUGUCCACAUUCGGUUCCGCAUGGCGUGGAAGGUGCAGGGACACAGUCUCAGCGAGCUCCGGUACAAGGCAUUUGCAUAUCCGUUCGGGCCUGUGUUCUGUCUGGUACUGAUUGCCGUGAUUGUGUUUGGCCAGGCGUACCCGUCGUUCCAGUUUGGGUUUGACGCGGUUACGUUCUUUUCAUCGUUCUUGGAACUGCCACUGUUUGCCAUCUUCUAUUUCGGGUGGAAGUUCUGGUUCAAGACAAAGUUCCUGUCGCUGGCCGAGAUCGACCUGGUCUCAGGCGCCCGCGCCGGUGUCUCGCGCGAAGAAGAGCUGGCGAUGGACCAGAGCAGCCUGAACCGGACAUUCAAGGAAAGGUCAUUGAUUUCUUUGUCCACAUCUGCGGAUAGGCCGCACGCAUAA
Molecule: messenger RNA, 1662 nt
Organism: Linderina pennispora
Lineage: Eukaryota; Fungi; Kickxellomycota; Kickxellomycetes; Kickxellales; Kickxellaceae
Product: lysine-specific permease
Exons: 4
Coding region: 1-1662 (553 amino acids)
Biological process (GO): amino acid transmembrane transport
Cellular component (GO): membrane
Molecular function (GO): amino acid transmembrane transporter activity
Source: RefSeq, a predicted model, not a curated record